AUGGAGACCCAAUUGGCAUUUUUCCAGCCGUUCAGGUCUGCUCUCUCCCUCAUUAUCCGGCAUCCCAACCUUCUCUUCAUCUCCCUGUUCGUCUUUCGAUACUUGAGAUUUGUUGUACACGUGUUCAGUUAUUUUCGCUAUCGUCCAUCACCGCUCUCCAAGCAUCCAAGACUGAAGCGGAAAGAUUGCACUGUUGUUAUCCCAACUUGCUGCCCAGAGGCGCCAGCCUUCAGCCGUUGCAUCGCAUCAAUCGUGCAAAACUCUCCCAAAGUGAUACAUAUUGUCGCGGUGGGUAAAGAGCAAGAAAAGCAGGCAUGGUCAAUCAUAGCCCCGUUCAUCAGCGGCUAUCCACACAUUCACUUCAAAGUAUCACAUUCCGACGAGGCGAACAAGCGAUGCCAGGUUGCGCUUGCCAUUGCCUCUAUCACAACCCAUAUUACCGUUCUAUGCGACGACCAUGUGGUCUGGGCGUCACUCAGCUUCCUCCGCGCCGCGCUCGCACCCUUCGAGGAGGACCGACGAGUCGGAGGGGUAGGCACAAGGAAGCAUGUCAUCCGCCACUCAGGCAUCGGCCUCUUCCGCGGGUUCUGGAACGUCAUGGGCGCGUUGUACCUGGAAAGACACAACUUUGAGCAUAGAGCGUCGAACGCCAUUGACGGCGGCGUCGCGGUGAUUAGUGGCCGCACCAGUCUCUACAGAACCACCAUCCUCCAGGAUCCAGCGUUGUUAGCCGGCUACCUCAACGAAACCUUCUUCUUCGGUCUCCUCGGUCCUUUGAAUGCAGAUGACGACAAUUAUCUAACACGAGCCUUGGUCAAGGGAAACUGGAAGAUAAAAUUCCAGGACACCAGCGAUGCUCUGAUCUUGUGCGAUGUCGGAGUGUAUCCCAAAUUCCUCAAGCAGUGCCUUCGAUGGGCACGCACCACAUUCAGAAGCAACCUGUGCUCGCUGAUUACCGAUCGAUCGGUCUAUCAAGCUCAACCAUGGUCUGUUUACGCGCUUAUGAUCAGUCAAAUGGUGAAUUUCGCGCUCUUCUACGACGGCGCCAUGGUGUGGACGCUGACUCGAACAGAUUUCUGCUCUCGGAGUGUUCUGAAGGCAUUAUGCGUUUGGAUCCUUGCCUCGAAACUUCCGAAACUAUUGCCCUAUUUCUGGCGCCAUCCACGGGAUCUGAUUUAUCUCCCUACAUACUACCUCUUCGCCUACUUCCAUUCAUUGAUCAAGCUGUGGGCUCUGUUGACAUUCUGGGACGUUCAGUGGUCGGGGCGAGAUUUGGCGAGCAUCAACCAGGCCGCGAUGGGAGAGAAGGCGGCUCAAGGCCCACACGUCAUUCCCGAAGCCGAGUAUGUCAACUGCAGCGACGACCCUAACAAACACAACACCACCACGAUCCCACCCCGUACGCCCACCAGAUCUAUCACGCAGCCGGCGAACAGGCAACAGCGGAGCACACCACAACCCAUAGGCACACCCUGGGGAUUUGUACAGCCGGUAAACUUACACCGCACACCGGCAAACGUCCUCCAAAACCAGCUGGCAGGCAGAAGUUGGCCGGCACUCUGGAGCGUCAGGGAAAGACAUGCUUACCAGGAUCAAGGUUACCAGGGUGACCACUCCCCUGUGGCUCUUCAGUUCGAAGAGAACCUCGCUACGCGGUCUUUGACGCCGAAGUCGUCAAGCACCAAGCGUAAGCGGACAGAGACAACGUCGUUCACGAACCAAACUCCUCAUCAGCUACCACUCACACCACCUGAUUCACCGCCGCCAUUCCGAUCGGUAUCCACCCCGAGCCGCAUGCCAAAGAUGCCGACUCGCUCUUUCGUCCGAGCGGACCAAUGUGGCAGACUACACGAGGGCUAUUAUCCACGGCGGAUAUGUAAGUUGUGA
Cladophialophora carrionii CBS 160.54 is the source of this 1887-nucleotide messenger RNA. RefSeq lists its product as uncharacterized. Bases 1 to 1887 code for a protein of 628 amino acids. Lineage: Eukaryota; Fungi; Ascomycota; Eurotiomycetes; Chaetothyriales; Herpotrichiellaceae. The transcript has a single exon. The record is from RefSeq and is a predicted model, not a curated record.